Messenger RNA from Galdieria sulphuraria, 1508 nucleotides. RefSeq lists its product as uncharacterized. The coding region runs from base 10 to 1281 and encodes 423 amino acids. The transcript has a single exon. The record is from RefSeq and is a predicted model, not a curated record. Gene Ontology annotation, molecular function: protein binding. NCBI's taxonomy places the organism in Eukaryota, Rhodophyta, Bangiophyceae, Galdieriales, Galdieriaceae.
GAACAUUCUAUGUUCUUGAAUACGAUUGAUUCUUUAGAGCAGUCAAAUGUGCUUAAGGUGGAUUCUUCACAAAGCAGAUUGCAACUCUAUCCAGUAGCAAAAUGCUUUAUAGUGGAGCAUUUGUUUAAAAUGAGUGGUUAUUAUCGACAGAAAUUUGAAAUAUUCAAAUAUCGCUACUUGGGAUAUUAUUCUCAGUGGAUUCAGCAACAUGUGAAUGAUGUAAUGUUUCUUCAAUUGGGUAGUUGUAAACAGCAAGCUUUAAGGGUGUAUCAUUUGGAAAAAGCAAAUAUAGAGCAAGCAUUUCAACUUGCAAAGGAAUUGGGUUGGAGAACAUAUCGCUGGUUUGUUGUUGCCACUGGAUGUUUACUUAGAUAUGUUUGGGAUAUUUCCACUAGGAAGGAACAAUAUUGCAGUUUAUUAGAAAAAGAAGAUGCACAAAGCCAUGUCAAGCCAUUAUCGGAUAGUCCCGUUGGAAUAGAACAACUCUAUUUGGAAGACGAGAAUUUGGACACUUUUUUGGAUAAUGGCAAUUUGAAUAUGUCGUUGGGUUGUCCUUCCUAUAUGGAAGAGAGUGUUAUUCUUCGUAUGAUUGGAGAAGUCUAUUUUGAAAACAAAGACUUGAAGAAUGCACAUUCAUAUCUGAGUCAUUGCUUGCAGCACAUCAAUCAACAGGUUUCUUCUUCUCUAAAGCAAUGUACGAAUAAUGAAGUGAUUUGUUUCUAUUUGUUAGCUUGCAUAGAGAAAGAAAGGGGACAGUGGGAUACUGCAUUAUCAUUUGCAGAGAAAGCAAAGGAUGGAUGUAUUCGCAUGAAAAUGGAACUCACAGUAGUUUGGAUUCAAAUCCAUCUCGUUAUGACUAGUAUUUAUAUAAAACUAGGUCGUUUGGAAGAAGCUCAUGGAACAAUAAUGAACGUAUGUGAAUGGGCGCAAUCAACAUGCUUUACGUAUGACGUUUCGUUGCUUUUGGAAUUGGAUGCUGUAUUAGGAACUAUAAUGCAAUUGAAAGGAAAUAGAACAUGUGCAUUGCAUUGCUUUGAAAGCAUAAGAAAGCACCCGAAAGUUUUUUCUGAAUGUGAUUCGACCAAAGUCUGUUGUUGUGAUUAUCUUUUGGAUUAUAGUGUUUGGUCAUGUUUAGAGAGUGUUCCAUUGAAUUUGGAGUGUACUUCCCAUCCAUGGAUAGCCAAACAAGAUGCUGUGGAUUCUUGUUGUUAUUUUUUUGAUAAUGAAGCUAGUUUGGCAGCUAUACAAGAAGAAUAUGAAUGGGAGAAAAGUUUCAAGUAGAGCAUAUGCAAUUAUUGAUUGAGCUUAUAUAUAUAUAUAUUUUGUUGGUGAUGGUUGGAUAAUUUUGAUUUGCAUGAUUUCGAAUUUGUUUUUCCUCGCUGCAGAGCAAUAAUAACAGAGUGUAAUAGGAUUUCAUCACGUUAUUUUCAGUUUGUCUCUUGCGAGUGAAAUGAAGGUGUUUUCUCUUCCGUGCAGUUUUACAGAAUGAUAAAUGAAAAAUUUGUUGA